This is a messenger RNA of Oppia nitens, 1132 nucleotides long. RefSeq lists its product as uncharacterized. Lineage: Eukaryota; Metazoa; Arthropoda; Arachnida; Sarcoptiformes; Oppiidae. The transcript has 3 exons. The coding region runs from base 53 to 1132 and encodes 359 amino acids. The record is from RefSeq and is a predicted model, not a curated record. Gene Ontology annotation, biological process: proteolysis. Gene Ontology annotation, molecular function: protein binding; serine-type endopeptidase activity.
GAUUUCAAUUAUAUCUAAACUAUUAAUACUACCGAUAGUUGACAGCAUUUAUAUGAGACAACAACAGCGAAAAUACUAUAAAUAUCUUAAUAAUUACUAUAAUAUCAAUAAUUAUAGACAAUAUCUGAGAAAUGGUUAUUUGAUUAAUAAAGACGAUGACGACGACAACACCGAUACCGACAACAAUGUCAUCGAUAUCGACAAACUGAUCGACAAAUGGAUGAAAUCAUUUGUUCGCAUAAAUGUUAUGGGAAUCGACUUCAGGGACAGCUAUCGGGGCAGCGGUUGUAUUGUUGACAUUGUCGACGGCGGCCUAUCAGCUAAACUGAUUACUAACUAUCAUGUGGUCGAAGGUCUGAUAGUAACCAACGUCUAUGGCCAGGAUUGGUCUACUAGUGGACGAGUAGUCUAUGUCGACCAGAAACUUGAUUUGGCACUCAUUGAGUUUCGAGAUAUUAAUAUCAUUGAUGAUAUGGUAGUAAAGUUUGAUAUUACCAAAUCGGUGCCGGUAUUUGGCGACCAAAUGCUGUCACUGGGCUACCCGACCCCCAUCUACUCUCUCUGUACUGAUAUAGUCGUAUGUCCCGAAAGUACGUAUCUAUCCGAUCAUAAUCUAUCCUAUUUUGACUCUUGUGUGCCGGGAAUGGUAUACAUUGAACACUGUUUGCCAAUAUAUCCCGGAUUUUCUGGCGGUCCGCUUAUUGAUGUCCUAACUGGACAAUUAUGUGGACUGAAUUGUAUUGUGGAAAACGGUUACCAAAGAUUUGCCAUAUCUAUCGGCUAUUUAGAAAAAUUUUUGGUCAGUGCCGACAAGUUUAAGGAGACUAAUAGAUUGAGACGACUAACAGAGCACCGGGAGAUAAAAUUAGGCUUUCAAUUCAAAUGGCGAGCAGAUGGCUGUUAUAUAACUAUAAAAUUUAUCCAUAAUAAGUGCAACUCUGAGUUAGAGGAAGACGAUGUGAUUACCAAAAUUAAUGGUCAAACCAUCAAAUCGUUUGAUCAUUUUGUAGAUGAACUAAACAAUUGUGCCGACAAUCAGCCGAUAAACAUAACCUAUACGUCAAUAUUUAUGCGCAAAAAACGAUUUAAUACAACUAUAACUAAAUUACCGACAAAUAUUACAUUAGUUUAA